Molecule: messenger RNA, 3582 nt
Organism: Capsicum annuum
Lineage: Eukaryota; Viridiplantae; Streptophyta; Magnoliopsida; Solanales; Solanaceae
Product: respiratory burst oxidase homolog protein C
Exons: 12
Coding region: 289-3090 (933 amino acids)
Cellular component (GO): plasma membrane
Molecular function (GO): peroxidase activity; NAD(P)H oxidase H2O2-forming activity; calcium ion binding
Source: RefSeq, a predicted model, not a curated record
CCCCUUGUUUGUAGAAGAGAACGUAUAACGACUACUUCUUCGUUAUACUUAAGAGAACAAUUCCUAAAUCUUUUAUUUGUUUAUUGAAUUAGUCUAUAAUCUGAAAAUCUAAAUUAGUUUACUUACCUCUUAAACCUUUUGUUAUCCUUUUCCUUUUUGUAUUCAUAGAUACAACUGGAAUAUACCUUUCAUCGUAAUUUUCGUUCAUUUUGAAAAACUUCGAAUUCCAUUCAUUUAUAUUUCAUUUUUUCUGGAAGAAAAGUCACAGAUAAACUACUAGAGCGAGCUAUGCAGAAUUCGGAAAAUCAUCACCCGCACCACCACCAUCACCAUUCAGAUACGGAGAUAAUAGGAAAUGACAGAGCGUCGUACAGCGGUCCUUUAAGCGGACCGCUGAACAAACGAGGCGGAAAAAAGAGCGCGAGAUUUAACAUACCUGAAUCAACAGACAUCGGAAACAGUGCCAGUAAUGACGAUGCUUACGUGGAAAUCACUCUCGAUGUUCAUGAAGAUUCGGUGGCCGUACACAGUGUCAAAACUGCCGGUGGUACUGACGUGGAAGAUCCGGAGUUGGCUUUAUUGGCUAAAGGACUGGAGAAGAAGUCUACCUUGGGAUCUUCACUUGUACGAAAUGCUUCUUCCAGAAUCCGGCAAGUUUCGCAAGAGCUUAAACGAUUGGCAUCGUUAAAUAAGCGCCCAGCUCCUACUGGACGAUUCGAUAGGAAUAAAUCAGCUGCUGCUCAUGCACUUAAAGGUCUUAAGUUCAUCAGCAAAACUGACGGCGGCGCUGGAUGGGCCGCCGUCGAAAAGCGGUUCGAUGAAAUUACUGCUUCCACUUCUGGCUUACUUCCUCGAGCCAAAUUUGGAGAAUGCAUAGGUAUGAAUAAGGAGUCGAAGGAUUUUGCUGGAGAGCUAUAUGAUGCGCUUGCUCGGAGGAGAAAUAUCACAACAGAUUCCAUUAACAAAGCACAGCUCAAAGAGUUUUGGGACCAAGUUGCUGAUCAAAGUUUCGAUACACGUCUUCAGACUUUCUUCGACAUGGUUGAUAAGGAUGCAGAUGGCAGAAUCACAGAAGAAGAAGUCAGAGAGAUUAUUGGCCUUAGUGCGUCUGCAAACAGGCUGUCAACUAUCCAAAAACAAGCUGACGAAUACGCGGCAAUGAUCAUGGAGGAGUUGGAUCCUAACAACUUGGGAUACAUUAUGAUUGAGAACUUGGAAAUGCUAUUACUGCAAGCACCGAAUCAAUCUGUGCAGAGAGGAGGCGAUAGCCGGAACUUGAGUCAAAUGCUAAGUCAGAAACUUAAGCACACACAAGAGCCAAAUCCAAUAGUGAGAUGGUAUAAGAGUUUUAUGUACUUUUUGAUGGAUAAUUGGCAAAGAGUUUGGGUACUGUUGCUGUGGCUUGGAAUCAUGGCUGGUCUAUUUACUUGGAAGUAUAUCCAGUACAAAGAUAAAGCUGCAUAUCGUGUCAUGGGUCCCUGUGUGUGUUUUGCCAAAGGUGCUGCUGAAACACUCAAGCUCAAUAUGGCUAUCAUUUUAUUCCCAGUAUGCAGAAACACCAUCACAUGGCUCCGUAACAAGACCCGAUUAGGUGUUGCUGUUCCUUUUGACGAUAAUCUUAAUUUUCAUAAAGUGAUAGCAGUGGCGAUUGCACUAGGAGUUGGAGUACACGGACUGGCUCAUUUAACGUGUGAUUUUCCUCGGGUUCUGAAUGCUAGCGAAGACGAAUAUGAAACAAUAGAGUACUAUUUUAGAGAACAGCCCACAAACUAUUGGUGGUUUGUCAAGGGUGUUGAAGGGGUAACUGGAAUUAUAAUGGUGGUGCUAAUGGCAAUAGCUUUUACACUAGCAACCCCAUGGUUUAGAAGGGGAAGAGUUAGUUUCCCAAAACCUUUCCACAAGCUUACUGGAUUCAACGCCUUUUGGUACUCGCACCAUCUAUUUGUCAUUGUCUAUACUCUACUCAUUGUCCAUGGAGAAAAGCUAUACAUUACCAAAACUUGGUACAAGAGAACGACAUGGAUGUACCUUACUGUACCACUAGUACUCUAUGCUGGUGAAAGGUUACUUAGAGCAUUCAGGUCAAGCAUCAAAGCUGUUAAGAUUUUGAAGGUGGCUGUAUAUCCAGGAAAUGUGUUGGCCCUUCACAUGUCAAAGCCACAAGGAUACAAAUACAAAAGUGGGCAAUACAUGUUUGUCAACUGUGCUGCGGUUUCUCCAUUUGAGUGGCAUCCAUUUUCCAUAACUUCGGCCCCAGGAGAUGACUAUCUGAGUGUCCAUAUUAGAACUCUUGGUGAUUGGACCAGACAACUUAAAACUGUUUUCUCUGAGGUUUGCCAACCACCACCUAAUGGGAAAAGUGGACUCCUCAGAGCUGACUACUUGCAAGGAGAGAAUAACCCUGAUUUCCCGAGAGUGUUGAUAGAUGGACCAUAUGGAGCACCAGCACAAGACUACAAGAACUAUGAGGUAGUUUUAUUGGUGGGUCUUGGAAUUGGAGCCACACCAAUGAUCAGUAUAGUUAAAGACAUUGUCAACAACAUGAAGGCCAUGGACGAAGAACAAAAUUCCUUAGAAAAUGGGCACGGCGGGUCGAAUGCAGCAUCAAAUGCUAGCCCCAAUAUUGCGCAAAAGAGGGGUAAAUCAGGUUCAGCAAGUGGAAGAAAUAACUUCAAUACAAGGAGGGCAUACUUCUAUUGGGUUACAAGAGAACAAGGUUCAUUUGACUGGUUCAAAGGUAUAAUGAAUGAAGCAGCUGAAAUGGACCAUAAAGGAGUAAUUGAAAUGCACAAUUAUUGUACAAGUGUUUAUGAAGAAGGUGAUGCUCGUUCUGCUCUUAUUACUAUGCUUCAGUCCCUUCAUCAUGCCAAAAAUGGUGUUGACAUUGUUUCUGGCACGAGAGUUAAGUCGCACUUUGCUAAGCCGAAUUGGCGAAACGUCUACAAACGCAUUGCUCUCAACCACCCCGAAGCUAAAGUUGGAGUCUUCUACUGUGGGGCACCGGCACUCACCAAAGAGCUACGACAACACGCCUUGGAUUUUUCACACAAGACAUCCACCAAGUUUGAUUUCCAUAAAGAAAAUUUUUGAUCAACAAAUGGACCAUUAAGAAUUCGUCAAAACAGUUAUGGACCCAAGUUGUUUUUCUAGAAGCCACCACCUCUCCCUAUCGUGUACAGAUAAUGUUGCCAACCAAUUUGAUAUAUAUUAAUUUUGGUUAUAAUAUUAGUAUAUUACAAAAUAUAAGAAUGUUUUUAGUACAUACAUAGAUGCCCAAGGAAUUAAGAAUGUUCUCUUGAAGAGGAAAAGACAAAAGGCAGGUAGAAAGUAGUGGAGUUGAACCUGUUUUGAUGGAUAUCACCCACCACUAAACUUGAAUUUUACAUUAUACUUGGGUCGUGGAAUUAGGUGGUUGUCAUCAUUUUUUGUUUUUUUCUCUUUUUUACAUGGUGGAAGAAAUAGCCAAGUAGCCACCUACUAAGUAAUUAUUGACCAUGAUAUGUGGAUGUUUAAAUAGUUUUCCAGUAAUAAUUGUAUACUAGGCUUUGUAUAAAAGAGUUCAAUUGCAUAGUUUGGAUACCA